UCCAGCAGAUUCCCUGGAUUCCAUCUUCUCUUCCUCCGUCCAGCAGAGGUGGCCAAAUCAGAGAAGAUUUGAUGGAGCUCAUGAUGAUUCAAAAUGCCCAGAUGCACCAGGUGAUCAUGAACAACUUAGCCAUGUCAGCAGUGGCCUCCUUUGGGCUCUGCUCGCCCCAAUCUGCUGCCCCGGUCACCCAUCUCCCUUGGCAGGUAGAAGAUGACGAAGACGAUGACCCAGAACCCCUAGUUUUCCAUCACCAUUACACUCCCUACCCUAACACUGUGCCCCCCACAGCGUGGCAGCCCCAGUCUCAGCCAUCGGCUUGGCCUCAGCCAACUAUUCGCCACGUGGGCCCAGAUCCUCAGCCUGCAGCAAGACUGGAUGACCAAGUGGUCCCUCCACCCCCGCCACCAAGUGCAACUGGAACGGUGACGGCUGAUGUCCCACCAGCCUCAGAAUACUACGACUUCACCCAGGGACGGUUUUGACAGCAGCUUCCCUCGAGCCUUGA
Messenger RNA from Gekko japonicus, 505 nucleotides. Its product is annotated as proline-rich protein 29-like. The transcript is spliced from 5 exons. The record is from RefSeq and is a predicted model, not a curated record. NCBI's taxonomy places the organism in Eukaryota, Metazoa, Chordata, Lepidosauria, Squamata, Gekkonidae. Bases 72 to 482 code for a protein of 136 amino acids.